Molecule: messenger RNA, 4681 nt
Organism: Canariomyces notabilis
Lineage: Eukaryota; Fungi; Ascomycota; Sordariomycetes; Sordariales; Chaetomiaceae
Product: mitochondrial elongation factor g 1-like protein
Exons: 6
Coding region: 457-4209 (1250 amino acids)
Biological process (GO): mitochondrial translational elongation; proteolysis
Cellular component (GO): mitochondrion
Molecular function (GO): GTPase activity; GTP binding; translation elongation factor activity
Source: RefSeq, a predicted model, not a curated record
UUGACAUCGGUCUGAUCUCGAGCGAAUACCGGGAACAAUGGGUCCUCCGGUUGUUUCAUUUUGCCCGUCUCGGUGGCGAGUUGCGCAGAGGCAAGCAGUGUGCCUUGUUUAGGUACGUUCUUAUUCAAAAUCCGGUCCCGUUCAGCAGUUCCAGUUAUUUUAGUAUUUGUACGAUGGCAUCUUGGACCUGAACAGUGGUACGGCGUCUCGAGUUCCGUCCAGUCUACAUCUUGGUUUGCAUUCACGCCGCCGAGUCCCGGUUCCGAGGUUGUGGCCGCCUUGACAUCUCUCGGUCCCAGUCUAUCGCGGCAAUUAGCCGUUUGCUGCAUCCCGUUCCGGUUUUAACAUCUGAUUCCUCACUGUGUGGAAUCUUCUCAGCAAGCCGUCCGCUGCGCCUUGCCCAGCUAUUUGGGGAGCAUGCUCGGUUUGUAAAUAUCACUAGGAAAUUGCACAACCAUGAAAGCAUCUGCAAGGGCCGUUGUGGGCGUGUUGCUUCUCGGGGAGGCAAGUGCAGCCUCGAUGAAUGGCGUCAUCCAGUGGGACAUACAAAAAAACCAGCGUCCACGAGAACUGAGGAGGUUAGGUAGACGCGCCUCAACGUUCGAGGAAGUCAUCACGAACGAGCAAGCAAGGGGAGGCUAUUUCGCUACCUGCAGGUUAGGCACGCCGGGCCAAAACUUGACGCUUCAGCUCGACACAGGCAGUAGUGAUAUUUGGCUGCCGGAUUCCAACGCUCAGAUCUGUACACGGGCUGGGCGCAGGAGAUGCGAUCUCGGAACUUUUGACCCAAGCCGGUCCAGCACCUACCAGGUCACCGGGAAGGGGGCGUUUAACAUCAACUAUGUCGACGGCAGUUCUUCGAAAGGGGACUACUUUACCGAUGUAUUCGAGAUCGGCGGAGCUACCCUGCGGAACAUGACCAUGGGCCUAGGGCUGGAGACGGAUAUCCCAUACGGUCUGGUCGGCGUCGGCUACGCAGCCAGCGAAGCAAUCGUCGGGCAGACGCAAUCAACCUCCUCAGCGUACCCCAAUCUUCCCGUGAACAUGGCUCAAGAGGGCCUAAUCAGCACCGUUGCAUACAGCUUGUGGCUGAACGACUUGGACUCGAGCUCGGGAAACAUCCUGUUUGGCGGGAUCGACACGGCAAAGUACCAAGGGCAGUUGACGAGGAUCGACAUCUACCCAUCCCAGCCAGAUUUGUUCACCUCGUUCCGGGUGGCUUUGACGUCGUUGCAGGCCAUCAGCCCGAGCGGCAGCGACACGCUCACGUCGGAAGAAUUCCCCUUCCCCGUCGUCCUCGACUCCGGAACGACACUGUCUUACCUGCCAACCGACCUAGCUCAACACGUGUGGAACGAGGUCGGGGCAGUGUACUCGCCCGAGUUCAAACUUGCCGUCAUCCCUUGUCGCAUGCAGAACAGUAAAGGAUAUUUCUCAUUUGGCUUCGCUGGCCCAAGAGGUCCGCGGAUCAAUGUCACGAUGGACGAGCUAGUCUUGGAUCUGACGUCUGGCCAGCCGCCUGUCUUCAAUACGGGUCCAUAUAAGGGCCAGGAGGCGUGCGAGUUCGGCAUCCAGAAUUUCUCCACCUCGCCGUAUCUACUUGGGGACUCGUUCCUGCGCUCGGCCUACGUGGUGUACGAUCUGGUCAACAACCAAAUCGGCAUUGCGCCCACCGACUUCAACGCGACCGAGAGCAACAUCGUGGCGUUCCCCAGCUUCGGCGCGCAGAUUCCGUCAGCAACCGUGGCGCCCGAUCAGAGCCAGGCAACGGCCACGUCUAGUCCGGCCGGGACAACAUCAUCCUAUGCGGCCAGCCCGGGCUUCACGGACACUGCUGGGACGGGCACGCUCAACAGCAGCCGUGCUGUUGCCUCAAGGCAUGGGGCUCGCUGUGCCGGCGCUGUGUGCCGCACCGCCUUCAACACACCCUCGAUGCAAUGGCAGCCGACUGGCCUCCGAUACUUCAGCAGGAGCCCUGCCAGGGCCGCCGCCUCAAGUGCGGCCGAGGCUGCGAUGAGGCAGGCGAAGGAGCUGGCCGCGGCCAACAUGACCCCCGAAGCAGUCGCCGCCCGCAUGGAUCCCGCCGAGAGAAAGAAGCUGUCAAUGGUUCGGAAUAUUGGUAUUGCAGCACACAUCGACAGCGGCAAGACGACAGUGACGGAGCGCAUUCUCUUCUACACCGGUCGUGUCAAAGCUAUACACGAGGUCAGGGGGAAGGAUGGCGUCGGUGCCAAGAUGGACUCCAUGGAACUUGAGAGGGAGAGAGGUAUUACCAUCCAGUCUGCUGCUACCUUCGCCGACUGGAAAAAGGUCGAAAACGGAAAGGAGGAGACAUACCACUUUAACCUGAUCGACACCCCAGGCCACAUCGAUUUUACAAUUGAGGUUGAGCGUGCCAUGAGAGUGCUGGACGGGGCUGUCAUGGUUCUCUGUGCCGUCAGCGGCGUGCAGAGUCAGACCAUCACUGUCGAUAGGCAGAUGAAGCGGUACAACGUUCCCCGGAUUAGCUUCGUCAACAAGAUGGACCGCAUGGGCGCGAAUCCCUGGAAGGCCGUCGAAAUGAUUAACUCCAAGCUCAAGAUCCCCGCUGCCGCAGUCCAGAUACCCAUCGGCUCCGAAAAGGAGUUCGAAGGCGUGGUCGACCUGAUUGAGAUGAAGACUAUUCGGAAUGAUGGGCACCGGGGUACCAACAUCAAAGUCUCAAAGCACAUUCCUGAGGAGCUGAGGGAGCUGGCUCAGGAAAAGAGGCAAGAGCUGAUUGAGAAAUUGGCCGAUGUCGACGAAGAGAUUGCCGAGAUGUUCUUGGAGGAGAAGACCCCUUCACCUGAGCAGAUCAAGGCUGCGAUACGGAGAGCAACCAUUGGCCUCAAGUUUACCCCGGUGCUGAUGGGGUCUGCGCUGGCUGACAAGUCAAUUCAGCCCAUGCUGGACGCCGUUUGCGACUACCUCCCGAACCCGGGCAACGUCAACAACAUGGCGCUGGACCGGUCAAAGGGCGAGGAGCCCGUACAGCUUAUUCCCUACAAUGCGCUGCCGUUCGUCGGCCUCGCCUUCAAGCUGGAAGAGAACCCCUACGGCCAGCUUACCUAUAUCCGCGUCUACCAGGGUUCCCUGAAAAAGGGGCAGUACCUGUUCAACUCGCGCACUAGCAAGAAGGUCCGCAUCCCCCGUAUUGUACGCAUGCACUCAAACGAGAUGGAAGAUGUGGCGGAGAUUGGUGCCGGUGAAAUCUGCGCCGUCUUUGGUGUCGACUGUGCAUCCGGCGACACCUUCACAGAUGGUAAUCUGCCCUACACCAUGAGCUCGAUGUAUGUGCCGGAUGCCGUCAUGUCACUCAGUAUCAAGCCGAAGCGGAGCAGCGACGCCGAUACCUUUAGCAAGGCCAUCAACCGUUUCAUGCGCGAAGAUCCUACAUUCCGGCUCCAUGUUGACGAAGAGUCUGAAGAGACCAUCAUCAGCGGCAUGGGCGAACUUCAUCUUGACAUCUAUGUCGAGCGUCUGCGCCGCGAGUACAAGGUGGAAUGUGAGACGGGCAAGCCCCGCGUCGCAUAUCGCGAGACCAUCAGCAAGCGUGCCGAAUUUGACUAUCUCCUCAAGCGGCAAACGGGUGGUCCUGGCGACUAUGCUCGCGUUGUGGGCUGGAUCGAGCCCAACCCGGAGAACCCCGAGGCGAACCACUUUGAGACCCAGGUCGUCGGCGGUACCAUCCCCGACAAGUACUUGACUGCAUGCGGCAAAGGCUUCGAAGAGGCCUGCCUCAAGGGCCCGCUACUCGGGCACAGGGUCAUCGGCGCGUCCAUGGUCAUUUCGGACGGUGCAACACACGUUACCGAUUCCAGCGAUUACGCCUUUAACCUGGCCACGCAGAUGGCUUUCCGCAAGGCGUUCCCCGACGCCGGCGGCCAGGUCCUCGAGCCGCUUAUGAAGACAACCAUCACAGCACCCGCCGAAUUCCAGGGUAACGUCCUUAUGCUCAUGAACAAGCGCGGCACCAUCAUAGACACGGAGAUUGGCGCCGACGAGUUCACCAUGAUCGCUGACUGCAGUCUCAACGCCAUGUUUGGUUUCAGCACCCACCUGCGCGCUGCCACGCAGGGCAAGGGCGAGUUCAGCAUGGAGUUUAGCCACUACGCGCCCGCGCCGCCGCAUCUGCAGAAGGAGCUCAUCGCUGAGCAUCAGAAGGAGCUGGAGGCCAAGCGGACUAAAUGAGCGCGGCUCUCACGGCACCUCUUUUCCUUGCUGGAAAACACUUUGGCCAUCUCCUCCCCAAGCUGCACCAGCCCUCGGCUGAACGGGAAGCAUAUACGGGCUAUAGCCCUCGCUAAUGGAAUACAGUCGGCAGAGCUCGGCGUGUGGGUCAGACGUCUAGACCCUUACAGGAUCGGAUUCCCCUGGCUGGUUUGGAAAAUGGAUUCGGUGGAUAGAUAUGGGAUACAUGGCGUAUGGGCGGUAACGUCCCAGAAAAGAGGCGGUCCUUAGCAUGUUGGGCGACGCUAUCACUAUGGGUCGCCAUGUGUUGUAUAUAUAUACAUGUAUGUUCAAACUGUUGUAUGAUACACGAUGUUCCAACUAGAUGGGUAUGGUACGCGCAUAAAGGAGUUUAAUAUGGAUAUCAUCACUCAUCUGACCGGGUUGGAUUCGGGAUAGUUUCCAGAUACAGGGCGGAUGGGCCUCUUACCAC